Molecule: messenger RNA, 2075 nt
Organism: Morone saxatilis (striped sea-bass)
Lineage: Eukaryota; Metazoa; Chordata; Actinopteri; Moronidae
Gene: igsf5a
Product: immunoglobulin superfamily, member 5a
Exons: 9
Coding region: 91-1203 (370 amino acids)
Biological process (GO): cell-cell adhesion
Source: RefSeq, a predicted model, not a curated record
CUCAGGUAGAGCCCUGCUGUUUCAGGAAAUGAAGCUUUGCUCCAGUCCACACACCACAGCGGGAGCUCUCACACACAUAACAACACUAGCAUGGCUUCCUGGAAAUCACUGCCUAACCUCUUCUGCAUCUGUUUAUUACUGUGUGCAACUGGAGUGCUGUCACAAAAGUUCCAGCUGGAACCGCUUAACGCAACAGUGCUAAAAGGCUCUGAUGUGCAAUUCAACGCCACUGUGGAGGGAAAGUGGGAGGUAAUGACCUGGAGUGUCGAAGGGUUGCUGGUCCUUACUGUGUUUUUCACCGGUAACAAAACAUCAUCAUCAUCAUCAUCGUCAUCCCCUGAGCAAUUUUCUGCCAGAUUGUGCUCCAGUGGUGACAGCCGCUGUGUGGAGUUCACCAUCCAUAACGUCACCCGCAGGUACUCCGGCCCAGUCACCUGCGCUGUGCAGGGGGAGUAUGGCUCAAAGACGGCACACCUUUCUGUACAAGGNNAGUUGUAUAUGUGUAAUGACUUUGUGCAGUUUGAGAGUGGAACGGUCAACAUCAUGGAAGGGAAUGUGACAGUGAUGCAGGACGAGCAGGUGGAGUUCCGGUGUGUAACAUCUGCUUGGUUCCCCAUCCCCACAGUCAGCUGGAACCAGAAUGGUCAAGCUGUGAACAGCAGCCUGUACAACACAACCAGCAUGGCUGAUGGGGAUUCCUUCAACUCCACCAGUGUCCUGAAUUUCCAGGCAAUCAGAAACACCACAGUGGAGUGUCGGGCGACUGUGCCCACGCUAACAAACCCGCAAUCCAGCUCUGUCUUAUUGGUGGUUGUUCCCAAGCCUCCUGACUGGACUGUGCUGAUAGCUGUGGUUGUGUCUUUUACAAGUUUUGCUCUGCUGGUUUUGCUAAUCAUCGGAAUCAUCUUCUGCUACAAACGCAGGAAAGAAAAACAACGCAACUACCAAGAUGAAAUGAGCAGGAGAGUGAGGACACAGAGCCAGAUAAGUGGUGUCAGUGCAGCUGGACAGAGACAGGGUCAAGUGAACACAGGAUAUGUACCAGACGGUCAAACAAGUGUCACUGACAGUGGCUUUUCCCAGAUAAAUGGCUCCAAUACGUUUGAGAUGCCUAAUGCUGUGAACAGUAACCACGCAGGAAAUGCCUACAUCACUGUGGAUGAAUCAGGAGUCAGGAAACACAGACAUGUCACUAUUGUGUAAGGACAGACAGAGAACCAAGACAUCUGCAACUGUUUGAGUUUUGGGACAAACUUGAACAGUACCUUGAAUCUUACUGUGGUUUCUAAAGACUGGAGAAAUAUAGGCAGGAGGACUGAAUCUGCUGGGAACAAAGGCCGAUGUACUGCAGGGAUGUCGAGGCUGUUGGCAGAUGAAACAUAUAUACGGGGCGUGUAUGUGGUUCACUGCCUAUAUAAAGCUGGAUCAGCAGCUGUUAACAAUUUGUGUUAUUUCUGAAUGUGUGUUUUCAGUGCUACAGUAAAGACUUAGUGGUAUACAUAUAUACUGGAGCAGUAACUGAGGCUUAACCGGCACAAACUCUCACAUGCUAGACUAACAGCACAGAGGCUAUAUUUUUAUUGAAUGACUUUAUCUAGAGCUAUAUAUUUUUAUUGAGGCAUGAUAUAAUUUUAAUUUAAUAUUCAAAAGGGACCAUCUUAAAGUUGUGCUCUGUAAAUGUAUUUAAUCCUCCUUAAAUGAUGUCUGUCUGUUGUCACCUCCACUCAAAAAUAUGUUAGUUCUUUUUCCUACAGUAUGAUGUAUGUGCAUGUGUAUUUUGACACUAGAAGGAUGUUUUCACAUCCAUCUGAUGAAAUAUCCAAUAGUCCAAUAUGCAACUUAUUAACUGCAGUGUGACAUAGCAACUCGAAGCCACCAGUGCACAUCCACUGAGAAAGAACUUUACAGUGAAGUAGGAGACAUCUUGUGUCCAGCAGUGUCUUGGAUGUUUUUCUUUUCAGAUUUUCCUCUAAUCUUGAAUGCUUUUCCCUGAAUUACUUUAUUCUUUAAAACUCUAAAAUAUUCAAAUAACAUAAAACACUGGUCAGAACUAGAAGAUUUAUGCAGCCAGUAAU